UCUAAGACGUAUAGGAACUAAUGGUAUUAAAGAUAACAGUUUUUUCUGCUGGACGAACUCAAUACAAUAUGUCAUAUAUUAAAAAUUCUGUCGGAAACAACAUAUUGUGAAGGAAAGGAAGUGUUCUUAAGAAGAUAAUCGUACGUAUUAAAUUCGAGUUUCAAUGUCUAUAAUAAAAGGAAUCACAUUAGAAGAAGAAAUGAAGAAGGAUCCUCAAUUGAAACUAUCAGAUAUACAAUCACUGAGAGAGUGGUGCAAGAAACAACCGCACUUGCCAAAAAUUGAGGACAGCUUUUUCGCUUUGUACCUUCACAGCAAUUACUAUCAAAUGGAACCAACGAAAAACACAAUCGAGAAUUAUUAUACGACCAGAACGUAUUUACCAGAAAUUUUUUGCAGUCGGGAUCCGCUUGAGGAAAAGGGAUUACGACAAGCCUUCAAAAUCUCGGCUAUUUUUCCUCUGAAUGGAUUAACAAAGGAUGAUUAUACGAUGAUAUUUGCAACAUUGCUGGAUAGCGAUCCUUCACUCUUUGAUUGUAAUAACUGCCUAAAAUAUGCCGUAAUGUUAUCCGACAUAUAUUUCCUGAUGAAUGGUACGAAUGAUGGUUACAUUUUCAUCUUUGACGUUAGCAAAUUAUCUUUCGGUCAUGUUAUGCGAAUAAAUCCAAUGGGAAUAAAGAAAUAUCUAUACUAUCUCCAAGAGGCAAUGCCGAUACGUCUAAAGGCAAUCCAUUUUCUAAACGCAACACCCGUCAUGGAAUUAUUGAUGAACAUGGCGAAGCCUUUCAUGAAAAACGAGUUGAUAGACAUAAUACAUUUCCACUUAUCAUUAGAGAGCAUUUCUGAAUAUAUCCCAGUGGAUGCGUUGCCAAACGAAAUGGGUGGAAAAGCGGGUUCUGUGCAUAAACUAGCUCAAAAUCAAGUGAAGGAAUUAGAAGACAAUCGCGAGUGGUUUCUGCUGGAUGAAGCAACCAGACGCGUUAACGAAGCAUUAAGAAUUGGCAAGAGCAAAACAGUAAAUGAUUUGUUUGGUAUAGAGGGUAAUUUUAAAAAACUUGAUAUAGAUUGA
Messenger RNA from Trachymyrmex septentrionalis, 1069 nucleotides. RefSeq names its product alpha-tocopherol transfer protein-like. Gene Ontology annotation, cellular component: membrane. The transcript is spliced from 4 exons. Bases 164 to 1069 code for a protein of 301 amino acids. Gene Ontology annotation, molecular function: phosphatidylinositol bisphosphate binding. The record is from RefSeq and is a predicted model, not a curated record. NCBI's taxonomy places the organism in Eukaryota, Metazoa, Arthropoda, Insecta, Hymenoptera, Formicidae.